Messenger RNA from Prorocentrum cordatum, 2427 nucleotides. NCBI's taxonomy places the organism in Eukaryota, Dinophyceae, Prorocentrales, Prorocentraceae. The record is from the annotation of a GenBank genome assembly.
AUGGGCGCCGAAGUCCAGAAGGUCGCGCCCCCCGGCGUCAUCGGGGGCGACUUCGGCGAAGGCCCCGAGAAGCUGAGCGAGGUACUCGCAGACGGCCCCGUCUCACCGCGCGCGCCUGUCGCGCUCGAGCUGUCGGGGGUUGACCUGGACAUGGCGGAUGCGUUCAGAUCGUGCUCGACCUUGCUCCGCGCGCGCGCGGCAACUUGCCUGGUCACACUUUGCGGCUCGCAGGCGCCAGCGGUCAGCUCGGCGCCGAGAAACCGCGGGGAUAGGAGCGCGUCGGGCUCGCAGUUUUAUCCGAGGGGCGCCCGGGCCAGUCCGAGCGCGCGAGCCAGGCCCGCCGUCGCGGGCGCCGAUCGGAACGGCGAGUCUGAUCUGAAGUUCGGCAGGCGCGUUGAGGCACGCCGAGAAGAUUCAGAAGAUGUGAAUUCGGAUGGCGGGAAAGAUGCUGCCAGCGAUGACUGCGCGGACUGGCUGGCCAGCUACGGCGCCCGCGCCCAUGAGUUUGACCAGCGCGCUGGCCAUGUCAAGAUACAUUAUGACGGGUUUGACAACUCCAGCGACGAGUGGUUGCCAAAGGACUCCACGCGCAUCGUGGCCGACUUCCAGGUGCCAGGCGUUGGGCACGGUCCCCAGCCCAUGCAGGCACAGCCACCAGGUGGGACAACUUUGCAGGCACAGCUGCCGAUGCAGCAGCCUCAGAGCAAGGAGCUCGCCGUGGGUGCCAGGCUGACUGUGCUGAGCCCCUCUGGCGUGCGCCAAGAGUGUACGGUCGUGCAGGUCGACCUGGAUCAGGCGAAGGUCCACUAUGAAGGCUUCGACAGUUCACACGACGAGUGGCUUCCAAUGAGUUCAAGUCGCAUCGUGGCCAGACAGCCAACACAGCAGCCGGCCCAUGGUCCUCAAACACGGCAAGGGCAGCAGCAGGCGCCGGGGGCAGACUUGGCUGUCGGCGCCAAGGUCACCGUGCUGAGCCGGACAGGGAUGAGGCGCGAGUGCACGGUAGUCCAAGCGAAUCCAGACAAUUUGAAGGUUCAUUAUGAAGGCUUCGACAGCUCGCGCGACGAAUGGCUGCCGAGGACCUCCAAUCGUAUCGUGAAUGAUCAGCAGCAGCCUGCCCAACCAGUGCAAGCUCAGCCACCAGCAGGAGCGAGUCCGCAGGGACAGCAACAGCCGAUGCAGCAGCCUCAGAGCAUGGAGCUUGCUGCGGGUGCCAAACUGACUGUGCUGAGCUCUUCUGGCGUACGCCGAGAGUGCACCGUUGUGCAGGGGUCGUCGGACUUGGAUCAGGCGAAGGUCCACUACGAGGGCUUCGACAGCUCCCACGACGAGUGGCUUCCGAUGAGUUCAGACCGCAUCGUGGCCCGACAGCCGCCGCAGCAACAGCCGCACCAGGGUCCGCAAGCACUGCAAGGGCAGCAGCAGCCUCAGCAGCAGCAGGCGCCAGGGGCAGACCUGGCAGUCGGGGCCAAGGUCACCGUGCUGAGCCAGACAGGAAUGAGGCGCGAGUGCACGGUGGUUCAAGUACACAUGGACCAGGUAAAAGUGCACUACGAGGGCUUCGACAGCUCGCGCGACGAGUGGUUGCCGAAGACCUCCAAUCGCAUCGUGAACAAUCAGCAACAGCAGUCUUCACAACCGGUGCAAGCUCAGCCACCAGCAGGGGGGAGUCCGCAAGGACACCAGCAGCCGAUGCAGCAGUCUCAGAGCAUGGAGCUCGCCGUGGGUACCAAGCUGACUGUGCUGAGCCCAUCUGGCGUGCAACGUGAGUGCGCGGUUGUGCAGGUCGACUUGGAUCAGGCGAAGGUCCACUACGAGGGCUUCGACAGCUCCCGCGACGAGUGGCUUCCGAUGAAUUCAAAUCGCAUCGUGGCCAGACAGCCGCCGCAGCAACAGCCGCACCAGGGUCCGCAAGCACUGCAAGGGCAGCAGCAGCCUCAGCAGCAGCAGGCGCCAGGGGCAGACCUGGCAGUCGGGGCCAAGGUCACCGUGCUGAGCCAGACAGGGAUGAGGCGCGAGUGCACGGUGGUUCAAGUACACAUGGACCAGGUAAAAGUGCACUACGAGGGCUUCGACAGCUCGCGCGACGAGUGGCUGCCGAAGACCUCCAAUCGCAUCGUGAACAAUCAGCAACAGCAGUCUUCACAACCGGUGCAAGCUCAGCCACCAGCAGGGGGGAGUCCGCAAGGACACCAGCAGCCGAUGCAGCAGUCUCAGAGCAUGGAGCUCGCCGUGGGUACCAAGCUGACUGUGCUGAGCCCAUCUGGCGUGCAACGUGAGUGCACGGUUGUGCAGGUCGACUUGGAUCAGGCGAAGGUCCACUACGAGGGCUUCGACAGCUCCCGCGACGAGUGGCUUCCGAUGAGUUCAGACCGCAUCGUGGCCCGACAGCCUCGCCGCAGCAACAGCCGCACCAAGGUCCGCUAG